UUCUCAUAUAUUGUCUCUCAUUAUGAGGAUAUACAAAUUGUUAAUCAUAUUAUCGGUAACUAUUGUUGUCGCGAAAUCGUCGCCAAACUUUGGCGACCGGAUCCACAAGAAUGACAACAACUCAUCGCUGAUCGAAGUGUUCCGUCCGAGUCAUACACAGCCGAAGGGCACAGCCGUCGCCGCCAACACCGCACCGGACAGUAGCCGUCAGUCCGACCGCAAGACACCCGUCAAAGACAACAACAGUAAUAAUAAGAUCCAACGCAUCGCCAAUGAGAGACACGUCGACUACAAGUUCUCCACAUUUCAACACAAAGACAAUAAUAUCAACAAAAGUGGUCACGAAAUCGGAGGAAACCCUUUGUUGGCGCCUCCAGUGGUGGACCACCGGUCGGGUGUGACCUCAGGCGGAGUGGCGCCCAGACAUCAUCCGCCGACACCGCAAGAAAUACAGGAACAGCUUCGGCGACACUUCCCGCAAAUGCCGGACUUCGGUUCACUGCACUUCGGUUUCGAUGUCCCGCACGGGUCCAGCAGUGAUCGCGUGAACGACCCGAGGGCUGGCUAUAAGCAGGAAGUGGUCGGCGCACAGAAUAAUGCGGGCAAACCGUUUGGGAAGAAGACCUCCUAUACCUAUAGAGACCCGAAAGACCCCAACAAUUACAUGGAAGUGAGCGAAGUGUCGAUGACUAUGAACCGGGAAAUGGACCCCCAGGAGGCCCAGUCACAGGUGCAGCACUUUAUCGCAAUGGCCAGGAGUGGACAGUACGGCCCCUUUCACGCCAUACCCGUCCGACAUGUGGACCAUUCAGACGGUGACGACAGACAUCCCAAUCAUAAUUACGAGUCCGAAGCGGCCGAACCGUCCGAACCUAAUGAACCCAAUUUCCCAAAGUUUUAA
This is a messenger RNA of Medioppia subpectinata, 901 nucleotides long. Lineage: Eukaryota; Metazoa; Arthropoda; Arachnida; Sarcoptiformes; Oppiidae. The record is from the annotation of a GenBank genome assembly.